This is a messenger RNA of Sinocyclocheilus rhinocerous, 3199 nucleotides long. RefSeq names its product NADPH oxidase 5-like. The coding region runs from base 641 to 2974 and encodes 777 amino acids. Gene Ontology annotation, biological process: defense response; superoxide anion generation. Gene Ontology annotation, molecular function: superoxide-generating NAD(P)H oxidase activity; calcium ion binding. NCBI's taxonomy places the organism in Eukaryota, Metazoa, Chordata, Actinopteri, Cypriniformes, Cyprinidae. The record is from RefSeq and is a predicted model, not a curated record. The transcript has 17 exons. Gene Ontology annotation, cellular component: NADPH oxidase complex; plasma membrane.
GUCACAUGGACUCCAACAUAGUGCUUUUUCGUCGGUAGACAGAAUGAAACAUAUUAUUAGUGUUUAGCUGUGAUUUAGUGAUGAGAAGUGCAGUAUGGGUCAUACUGAGGGCCGCUCAGCAGGCGCAGGGAUGUCAGGGGCAGCUGCUGCUGUGUGUACGAGAUAUUGAAUGUCCAUAACAAUACUGCCCAGCCUCCCUCUGUAUGUCUCUCUCUCUCUCUCUCUUUUCCUCUGAAAGGUGGUUCACUGGACUAGCUGCAACAGCAACAACUUGAGACCGCAAAAAAAAAUCUCGGUAUCUUUUUCAUUUUUGCCUGUGAGAAUAAAAGUCGAAUAAAAAGGUCGAAAGGAAAUAUUUGCAAAACACAAAGACUGAGGAGAUUUACAUCUAAAGGCUAUAUAUAUAUAUAUGUAUAUGCACAGACAGGUAAAUAUGUAUAAUAUUGCUUUCAACUAUUUACUAACUGGUUUAAAAUGUGGCCACAUGAGAACAAUUAUUAUUUCAACUGUCUGAAAAAGUGUGUUUCCUGCAAAAUGUUUACAUGUAUGCAGUUAUGGACUAAAUAUGAUUCUGAGAGAAGGCUGAGACUACAUUUGUCUUCAAUGCAUACAGUGUGUGUGUGGACUGUGAAGCAGAGACAUGAGUAUAGAUGAAGACACACGCUGGCUGGAAUGGGUCACCAAGCAGUUUGAGAGCAUUGCAGGAGAUGAUAAAGAAAUCGACUUGGAUGAGUUUAAAACAGCUCUGAAAGUAAAAGAGUCAUUUUUUGCGGAGAGGUUUUUCGCCUUGUUUGACUCUGAUGGCAGCAGCUCCAUCAGUCUGGAUGAACUUCUCGAGGCUUUAGAUCUUCUGAUCCAUGGCAGUGAGACAGACAAACUACGCUUCCUCUUCCAGGUCUACGAUGUGGAUGGCAGUGGUUCCAUAGACCCAGAUGAGUUACGUACGGUUCUGAAAUCCUGUCUGCGUGAGAGUGCGAUCUCACUCCCUGAGGAAAAGCUGGAUGACCUGACGCUGGCACUGUUCGAAUCUGCUGAUCAAGAUAACAGUGGCUCCAUCACGUUUGAAGAGCUGAAGGCAGAGCUGGAGAACUUUCCUGAAGUUAUGGAGAACCUCACCAUCAGUGCCGCCAACUGGCUGAAACCUCCUGAUCUGGAGCAGAAGAAAAGCAAGACUCCUCGUUACCUGACGCGGGCGUACUGGCACAACAACAGCCGCAAGCUGUUCUUCCUCUGCCUGUACGCUCUCCUGAAUGUGCUCCUCUUCAUCAUCGCUAUGCUGAAGAACGCACAUGGAGGCCCCUGGUUCAUGGUGGCCAAGGGCUGCGGCCAGUGUCUCAACCUCAACUGCACUUUUGUUAUAGUGCUGAUGUUGAGGCGUUGUCUGACGUGGCUACGUGCUACCUGGGUGGUGAGGGUCUUCCCUUUGGACCAGAACAUUCUACUGCAUCAGAUCGUGGGCUACGCCGUCUUGAUCUUCACCAUUGGGCACACUGGUGCUCACGUCAUGAACUUUGCCCGAAUGUCUCAGGAUGAUGGCAUGUACCAGCUGUGGGAGUAUCUUUUCACCAUCCGUCCUGGGAUUGGCUGGGUCAACGGCACCGCCUCCAUUACGGGCGUGGUUCUGCAGGUUCUCAUCUGCUUGAUGGUGGUGUGCUCCAGCACGUUCGUCAGACGCAGUGGUCAUUUUGAGGUGUUCUACUGGUCUCAUCUUUCCUACGUCUGGGUUUGGGCCCUGUUGAUCGUCCACUGUGCCAACUUUUGGAAAUGGUUUGUGGCACCAGGACUGAUGUUCCUCAUUGAGAAACUUGUUGGAAUAGCAGUGUCCCGCAUAGGUGGGCUGUACAUAGUUGAAGUCAACUUACUGCCCUCAAAGGUAACACAUUUGGUGAUCAAGAGGCCUCCAUUCUUUCACUUUAAACCUGGAGAUUAUGUGUAUAUAAACAUUCCUGUUAUCGCCAAGUAUGAGUGGCAUCCGUUUACCAUCAGCAGCGCUCCUGAGCAGCAAGAUACGCUGUGGCUCCAUAUCCGUUCCAUGGGCCAGUGGACAAACCGCCUGUACGAGUAUUUCAGACAGCCGGAGAGUCAAACCAUUAGCAACAAGAGGCUCACCGCCAGCCUGAGGAACAGACGCCACGAGAGCAGGACGCAGAAUGAAAUGUUCAAGUCUGCAAGCUGCAACAAUACUGUGGCGUCUAAUAAGGAUGAUGCUGUUGAACUGACCCUAUACCGGACAAGCGGAACACACACAAACUCCCAGAAGCCCGUCAGUGACCCAGUAGCCCAGGCAGAACUGGGAGACGCCUCUCCGGCUACAAGAGAACUUACAGCAAAAUUAAGUGAAAAUCACAGAUAUUGUAACAUUAAGUGCUAUGUGGACGGACCUUUUGGCACCCCGACUCGGCAGAUCUUUGCAUCUGAGCAUGCGGUGCUUAUCGGCGCUGGAAUCGGCAUCACUCCCUUUGCAUCCAUUUUGCAGAGUAUUAUGUGCCGUUAUCGCAUGAGAAAGCAAAACUGCCCCAACUGCAACUAUUCCUGGUGUGAAACCAUCAAAGACAAUGAAAUGAAACUGAGGAAGGUGGACUUCAUUUGGAUCAACCGAGAUCAGAAAUCCUUUGAGUGGUUUGUGAGUCUCUUGACCAAGCUGGAGAUGGACCAGGCAGAUGAAGAGCCAGAGGGCCGUUUUUUGGAGAUGCACAUGUACAUGACUUCAGCCCUCAGUAAGAAUGAUAUGAAGGCCAUAGGUCUACAGAUGGCUCUGGACCUACUGGCCAAGAAAGAGAAGAGAGAUUCCAUCACCGGCCUGCGCACACGUACACAGCCAGGCAGACCAGAUUGGGCCAAGGUUUUCCAGAAAGUGUCUGAAGAAAAGAAAGGAAAGGUUCAUGUUUUUUAUUGUGGUUCUCCUGCUCUUGCCAAAGUCAUCAAGGCACAGUGUGAGCAUUUUGGCUUCAACUUCUACAAAGAAAAUUUCUGAAGAAUUUACAAUAUUUCAUUUGCUUGAAAUCCUACAAAUAAUAACACAAUCAUCUGACAAUCGGAUCUUGCCGAUGUGUCUGAUGUUGUACGUUUUGUAAAUCUUGUGUUGUUGUAUGCUUUAAUUUAUUUGUAGUGUUUGUGUAAGUAACCUUUUAACACUUUUAAUGAAAUUGUAUAUGUUUGUUUUUUUUCUUUUAUGAAUUUUAGAAAUGCCCUUUCUGGU